UCAGUAAGAGUCCCUGGUCAGUAAAUCCGCACAUCAGUCAGUAGGUACAUUGAGAACACUGCCACCUAGCGUAUUGAGGCUGCACAGCGCUCGUCCUGCACGCUCACAGAAGCCACAGUCACGUGGUUUUAAUGUUAUUCCUGGGGCGGGGUCCUGAUUGGCUGACGGCUGUAGUCUCCGCCCGGAAGUAGGGGAGUGCUCAGCUGUUCAGUCCCCGAGACGUUAAGUGUUUUUUUUUUUUCCUGGUUUACAAAGAUGGCGGCACAGACGACGGAGGGGAUACGUCUGAGUGCGUUGUGCCCCAAGUUCCUGCACACUAAUUCCACCAGUCAUACGUGGCCUUUCAGCGCAGUCGCAGAGCUCAUAGAUAAUGCGUAUGACCCUGAUGUGGGUGCCAAGCAGAUUUGGAUUGAUCAGACUGUUGUAAAUGGUCAACUGAGCUUAACCUUCACAGAUAAUGGGAAUGGGAUGACUCUCGACAAACUGCACAAGAUGCUCAGUUUUGGAUUCAGUGACAAGGUUGCAGUACAAGGUCACGUUCCGGUCGGCCUCUAUGGAAAUGGUUUUAAAUCCGGCUCCAUGCGUCUAGGCAAGGAUGCGAUUGUUCUGACCAAAAAUGACUCUGCGAUGCACGUGGGCAUGUUGUCACAGACUUUCCUGGAAGCCGUAAAUGCCGAGCAGGUCAUCGUGCCAAUCAUCUCCUUCAACAAGCAAAGGCAGGUGGUGAAUACCCCGAGCUCCGAUGUAAAUCUACAGGCAAUUUUGGGGCAUUCUCUUUUGAAUUCAGAAAAGGACCUACUGGCGGAACUGGAUGCAAUUAUUGGGAAAAAAGGCACAAGGAUCAUCAUCUGGAAUUUAAGGCGGGACAAAAACGGGAAAUCGGAAUUUGAUUUUACUGCGGAUAAAUAUGACAUAAAAAUUCCUGAGGAGAUUGAUGGAUCUUUCAGGAAGGGAUAUAAGAAGCAAGAAAGGAUAGAACUUGUUGCUCCUGACAGCGACUAUUCUUUGAGGGUAUAUUGCAGCAUUUUAUAUCUGAAACCACGGAUGCAGAUUGUCCUUCGAGGCCAAAAAGUACAAACACAACUUGUUUCAAAAAACCUGGCGCACAUAGAAAAAGACGUCUACAGGCCAAAGUCCAUAUCCCAUAAACCUGUGAAAAUCACCUUUGGUUAUAACUGUCGGAACAAGGAGCACUACGGCAUAAUGAUGUACCACAAAAACAGGCUAAUAAAGGCCUACGUGAGAGUCGGCUGCCAGCUGAAGGCUAACAACAUGGGCGUCGGCGUGGUCGGGGUUAUUGAGUGUAACUAUCUAAAGCCCACACAUAACAAACAGGACUUUGACUACACAAACGACUACAGACUUACGCUGACUGCAGUAGGAGAGAAGCUGAACGACUACUGGAAUGAGAUGAAACUGCAGAAAAAUUCGCUGUCAAGUGUCCCCGUAGAAGACGAGCAAAAACGACCUGAUCAGAGCUGGGCCCAGUGUGAUUCUUGUCUAAAAUGGAGGAAACUUCCUGACGCCAUGGGGAAGCUUCCACCAAAGUGGUACUGUCAUAUGAACCCAGACCCGCAGUUCAGAGACUGCAGUGUUCCUGAGGAACCAGAGGACGAUGACGAAAUCACUCACUCAACAUAUGAGAAGACGCACAAAAAAAGGAGAAGUGAACAGCUAUCACAGGUCUUCAGAAAUAACACAAUCCUGUUUAAUCCUCCAAGUAAAGAGAUGCAGCAAGCGCUGAACACUGUCCAGGCCAAUUACAGACCAGCGCUGUCUUCGAAUCCAUCCACGUUGGUGGCAGCUGAAACCUCAGCACAGCCCAGUACACCCCCUGAUCGAAAACGUCUGCUUUCACUCGACCCUUCUCCAGUGCCUGCAAAAAAGCCACCGGUUACUGUAACCGAGACCAUCGAGCUUCCAGAUGAGGACGAUGAAGAAGCCGAUGAUGGAGAUGUGAUCAUCAUAGAGGAUGUCAGCACACCCAAACCCAAGAGUGAAAAAGCAAAACCCGUAAACGGUUCCGCUAUUAGUCCCGUCCCCAUGGAAAGUUUAGACGGUGAGACUUCGGGGAUGCCUGAUACGGGAGGGAUAGCUGCAGUCGGCACACAGACUGAAAGGCAGGGAAUAGUUGUUAAAAAGGAGGAAGAUGAUUCUUACAGCGACUUGCAAGGGCACACGGAGAUGCCAAGUGAGAAUCUGUUCAUAAACUGCAAUGGCACAGUGUCGAGUACCCACCCGAAUCUCAGCUCUGAGAAGGAGAAAGAAUAUUACAAAAAGCGUUGCGAAGAACUGAGCACCAAACUAAGACGUCUAGAGGAAACCAGCAGUCAGCAAGUGAAAACGGAGACGUCUCACCAGCAAGUGCAGACCAAUCCAAGUCGUGAGGACUUAAAGUACGAUGAGGCCUUGAAGGAGGUCUGCAGGCUGAAGCUAAUGUGUAAAAAACUGCAGGAGCUGAAGUCUCAGUCCGGCUCUGAAGUUGACAGCACAAGUGAGAUGGACGAUAUGGCGAUACAACUAGAUGACGUUUUCCGGAAGUUUGAUUCCUGUUCUGCAGAAAGAGAUCAAUACAAAUCAGAGAUCGAGCAGUUAAAGCUGCAGAAGAGGCAGCUGGAGGCCGAGAAAAGCAAACUGAAGACUGAGCUACAGAAAUUAAAGGAAGCGACUGAGACCAAAGCCUCCACCAGUGUGCACGGGCAUGAAAGGUCUAAGUUACGGACACUGAGGAUUCACGUCGCCCAGUUGCUCACCACCUUGAUGCCAGAGCUGGACUUGGAGCAGGUGGACUACGACGUGGACGUAAUUGAUGAGAUUCUAGUCCAAGUGCUGGAGCAGGCCGAGAAACAAGCGAAUGGCCACGAAUAACUAAAACGCGCCUUGGGGGAUGUCGGAUAAUGUUUCUUCUAAACUGUGCCAACAAAACUUUUUUAUUUAAGUCUUACGAUGGAACAAUGGCGUCUGGCUGCUUCCAAGAAGCAGGAUCUCUGUGUCCCUGGACUAUUGCAGAGGACACGGACACCACCAUUAAUAAUAAUCUGUCUGAUCGAUGUUAUUUGCAAGGGAAGAAUUAUGCACAAGGCGGAUACCUCAGUUUUUUUUAUACAAAUUUUACUAAAUCUAUAAUGACCUGCUGUAUUUUUAAUACAUAAAACGCCAAACGAAGCAGCCGCGAAUGCUCCGAUUUUUAGGGAAAAGUCCAUACCAGUUCUGUAUAAUGUUUGGAGACUGUUUUGGCUUUUCCUGUUUUUUUUUUUUUUGUAUUAUGUGAAGAGGUCGAGUUGAAGUAUUGCUCAUUUUGCUAUUUUCUAAAAUAUAUUGUUUGCAACUACAACUCCCAGCAGAAGCUACACAAAGAAAGUCCACAGCGCACUCUAAAAGUCCUUACCUCUCAACCCCAAUGCAAUAAAAAAAAAAAAAACAGCAGUGUUUCACCCCAGGUGUGGGCCUUCAUCGGCAUCCGUAUUUGCAUCAAAACGUUGUUUUAUGCUGGAAUAAUAGUCUUUGAAUCGGUUUCACACCCGUUUGGAUGCUGUAGCCUUCUCUACAUUGCGUAUGUCCGGUGGAAGUGGUCAGGCCACCCUGGCAGUGUGACAGCUGGGAAGCCGCAGACUGUAAUGUGGAUUUUUAUGUGACCUGUUUAGCAUUUAUUUAUAUUACAGCAGUGCCAGUACGACUCGGUUCACAUCGCAGGGAAAUCUCCAUAGGCUGCCGGAGGCCGAAAGAGCGGCGGUGUAGUCCCUGCCGGCGUGCACACCUGUGUUAAUCAAGGACAUUUUACUAACUUUAAAGGGGUUGUUCGGCCUAGGCCAUCCAGUAGGGGCAUUGUGCUAUGACUAAUAGUGUUGCGGCAUUCUAGUGACCACUGAGGUCAGUAAUUGGUCUCAGCGGGCACGGACCAAGCCACUAGGGCAGGGAUCAACAACCUGCAGCGCUCCAGCUGUGGUGAAACUACGACUCCCAGCAUGCACACUUGCUUGGCUCUUCUCGGAACUCCCUUAGAAGUGAAUGGAGCAUGCUGGGAGUUGUAGUGUCAC
This is a messenger RNA of Bufo bufo (common toad), 4037 nucleotides long. RefSeq names its product MORC family CW-type zinc finger 3 (gene MORC3). Gene Ontology annotation, cellular component: nucleus; PML body. NCBI's taxonomy places the organism in Eukaryota, Metazoa, Chordata, Amphibia, Anura, Bufonidae. The coding region runs from base 256 to 2868 and encodes 870 amino acids. The record is from RefSeq and is a predicted model, not a curated record. Gene Ontology annotation, molecular function: zinc ion binding; ATP hydrolysis activity. The transcript has 17 exons.